AUGUCUGGCCUGCCGGCCAGGGCUCAGAGAGUGAGCCGAGCUCGAUUCAACUUUUCCGGGAAGGCUCCAUGUGAGGCAUCUGUUAGCCAGCCUUUGGCAAGCCAGCCUUCGACGAGUCAGCCUUUGGCAAGCCAGCCUUUGGCAAGCCAGCCUUUGGCAAGCCAGCCUUUGGCAAGCCAAUCUGUGGGAAACCAAUCUGUGGGAAGCCAGCCUACAAGAAUUCAAGAGACAAGGCCUGCAAGGCCUGCAGACUGUGUUGGAACUGGUGAGUCAGAGCCCGCAACCAAAGUCAGGAAAUUAUCGGAGCUGAACGGGCAGCCUGUUUCUGUUGCAUCAGCAGCUACCCCAGUCCGAAAUUCCAAACUUCUGCCCGAUGAAUCCGACUGGAGCGGCGUCACGGUCGUUUUUACCAGCGACCUGACCAGCAUAGAUCAGGCAGCAGCUGAGAAGCAAGUCGUGGCGGCUGGUGGCAAAGUCGGCUCCGCCAUCUCGCAGCGUACGUCCCUCUUGGUUCUUGGAGGCAGCUUGCCGGAUGGAAGGCCUUCAACGGAGUCUGCCAAGUACCAGCGCUUUCUGGAAUUGCAGUCCAAGGGCAAAGUGCAUGCUAAGGUGCUGUCAGAGCAAGCUUUUCUUACCUUGCUGCCAGCUACGAAUGCACGGACCACGAAGCACCUGCCACUGGAGAAGCAGGAAGUUCCUGCCGAUAGCCACAAGAAGCAGCAAAUCAAGGAUGUCAAGUGUUCUCAGACACGCAAUUGGGUUGACAUCUUCUCCCCGAGAAAGCUGGAAGACCUGCUUGGGAACCAGGGUGCCAUCCGGAGACUGGCAGAGUGGCUGCAGGACUGGGACGAUGUAGUGCUGCAUGGGAAGAGCAAGAAACUUGCCUUCCGACGCGGAAGUGUUCCUGACAAUGUGAACGUCACGCGGCCCAGCUGCUCUGUUGGAGUGUUUUUUGCUGUGCAGCUUGCAAGUCGCCCAGCCAUUCUCGAGGCCAGAGCUGUACUUGCGGGCGACACAGCUUGUGGGCAAGACAUGCAAGACUCAUCAUGGGACUGUGUUGCUGCUAUGCUUGCCGGGAAAGUUGUGAUCAUCAUGGACGAAGUUGAUGGAAUGGGUGGUGGCGAUAAAGGUGGCAUCGCUGCUCUCAUCAAGAUGAUCAAGAGGACUCGCAAUCCAAUCAUCUGCAUCUGCAACGACCAGAACAGCCAACAGGUGAGAUCUUUGGCCUCCAACUGCUACGACCUGAAGUUUACCAGGCCUCCCAAGAAUGCGAUAGCGCAGCGAUGUGCUCAGAUAGCAAGGCAGCAGGGCCUUCAAGUGGAUGCUGCUGCUCUGGAGGCCAUUGUUGAAUCGUGCGGCAGUGAUGUGCGCGUAGUCCUCAACCACUUGCAGAUGCAGGCUGUCUCAAAAGCGAGUUGCUCCUUGACGAAGAGCCUUGGUGAAUCGGGCAAGGAUCAAGCGGUCAUGCUCAGCCCGUUCGAUGCGUGUCGGAAGUUGCUGACCACAUCAGAGGCGAAUGCCCAUGCCUUUGAAGCACGUUUCGAGAUGUUCUUUGUGGACCACUCGCUUGUCAGCAUGCUGAUCCAGGAGAACUACUUGCGGUCUAUGGAGAAACAGCCUGUCAACUCUGAAGUGCUCAGUCGGUGCGCGUAUUCUGCGGACCUCAUGACGAUCGGUGACAUCAUGAAUCAGCGUAUGGUGGUCGAGCAGGAAUGGAGUCUGCUACCGCACUGUGCAGCUGCGACCCAAGACUUUCACGUCGGUACUUGA
Molecule: messenger RNA, 1770 nt
Organism: Symbiodinium natans
Lineage: Eukaryota; Dinophyceae; Suessiales; Symbiodiniaceae
Source: the annotation of a GenBank genome assembly